AUGACAGCUCAACACGAGCAACAGCCGUUAUACAACCAACAUGAACUAUCUCAACAGCUAAAUUAUUACUACACAAAAACCGACAAACUCGACAACAAUACCGACAUAGAAAUCGACAGAAUGUUCGACAAUGGUGCUGUCGGUAAUAUGGCGGGUAAUUUUUUUGAAAAUUUUGGCGGGAAAAAAGAAGGUAACGUAUUGAUGUUGCGCAAUAUUUCUCGUCGCGAUGCUGGGGUGUACGUUUGCAGGGCCAGCAAUGAUAUACCGCCAAAUGAUUACAAGGCUGUUAAUAUUACUGUCCAAUAUCGGCCCUAUGUUACACCCGCAAUAAAAAAAUUGGGCCAGACUCUCAACAGAGAGGUUAUCAUGGACUGUCACGUGAUUGCAUAUCCCUAUGCCAAUGUGACCUGGAUUAAUCCCAUUGGUCAGAAUGCAAUUCCAUCGUCAGAAAGCAGAAUGACGUCAGAGUUAUUUGACCAAUCAGGUGAUUCUUUUACUAUGCGCUUGUCAAUAAAAAGUGUGCAGCUGGGUGAUUUUGGGAUUUAUCGGUGCUGUGCCAGAAAUAAAGUCGGCCAGGGAUGUGCCUGUGUUCAAAUUUACGAAUAUAACAAGUUACUAAAAAACAACAACGAAAUAAUCACAGACAACAACAACAACAACAUCAAUUACGUCAUCAACAAUAAUAAAGAUUAUAUAAUCAACAACAGCCUAAACAAACAUUACAACAACAACAUUAACAACAACGGCUAUGACAUCAUUAACAACAACAACAACAUCAACAUUGACAAGUACGUCAGUUUCGUUAGCAACAAAUUUAUCAACAACAACAACAACAUCAACAACAACAACGACGACGACGAUAAUGACGUCAUCAACAACAACAACAGGAAAGCAUAUUACGCUAACCUCAAAAAUCACUAUAUAAUAAAUGACUUCCGAAAUAUUAAUAAAGGUAACAACUGCAGUGAUGAUGACAGCGAGGAUGAUGAUGAUGAUGAUGAAGACGACGACGAUGAUGAUGAUUUAUAA
Helobdella robusta is the source of this 1029-nucleotide messenger RNA. RefSeq lists its product as hypothetical. The transcript has 5 exons. The record is from RefSeq and is a predicted model, not a curated record. Bases 1 to 1029 code for a protein of 342 amino acids. Lineage: Eukaryota; Metazoa; Annelida; Clitellata; Rhynchobdellida; Glossiphoniidae.